This is a messenger RNA of Radiomyces spectabilis, 754 nucleotides long. RefSeq lists its product as uncharacterized. The coding region runs from base 200 to 712 and encodes 170 amino acids. The transcript has a single exon. The record is from RefSeq and is a predicted model, not a curated record. Lineage: Eukaryota; Fungi; Mucoromycota; Mucoromycetes; Mucorales; Radiomycetaceae.
GCGAUUCUCUGAAGCUGCUCGAGAAUUUGAUUGCCGUUGUCAAUACGUACCGUGCCAAGUAUAUAAUAGUGACAAGACAGCCUUCCAAAAGCUCACGGUACUGGGGAUCCAGUCUGUGAAGACAUCGGUAUCACUCUCUGUCACCGAGGAUAGGACAUUUCUUUAUCAAACGCAUCGAACGACUGGAAUCCCGACAGAAAUGAAGCAGCAGUAUUGUCUCGUUUCUCUUUUCGAGCUUCUGGCCUUUCUACUGGGAAUUACCCCCCCCCCCGGUUGUACAUACCUCGAGGGAAUCAAAGGAGAAUACGACAAUACAAUCAGGACCAACGGGUUUCAUGACCUGGUAGUACAAGCCAAGAGAGGUGUCGAAGAGCGACAACUUCGUAUUCUUCCGCCCUGCGUACUCGGUAGGAGAUACCGUCAAGUCGUCGAGGAAACCGAGGUCCCUCUGGAAGUACAAAUCAAACGACAUUAUAGCCGCGAUCUGCGAUUCUUGGGCAAUGCCGGUUUUCAAGCACGCCGAGACCAGCUGGAAUACUUGCAUAGGCGCCACAUGGACAGGCUAGACCGCGGAACACUCCACACGAUGGCACCUUGCCCACCGACCGUGGAACUGUUCAGCCCGCAGUAUACCACUUGGUUUAUGGGCGCAAAACCUGGAGUGCUCAUCUAUCGAGUGGCCAAUGCAAGCGGCCGCAAACCCAAUGCCUGACCUGGACGAAGAAGGGCAAGACAAUACCUGCCAUGAGCAAGA